CUUCUUCCCACGCUUCUUCGGCUUCAGCGGUUUCUCUUCUUCCUCCGGGCCGGAAGUUUCAGCGUCAGCCACCUCUUUCUUAGGCUUCAGGGGCUUCUCUUCUCCUUCGAGGCCGGACGCGUCAUCGCCGGCUGCCUCUUUCUUCGGUUUCUUCUCUUUCUUAUGCUUCUCUGGCGCGUUCUCAGCGUCGAAUACGUCAGCGACAGACACUCCAGCGUCAGACGCACCCUCGGGCUCAUCG
This is a messenger RNA of Gregarina niphandrodes, 241 nucleotides long. RefSeq names its product putative transmembrane protein. The annotation marks the transcript as partial. The record is from RefSeq and is a predicted model, not a curated record. Lineage: Eukaryota; Apicomplexa; Conoidasida; Eugregarinorida; Gregarinidae. The transcript has a single exon.